AUGCGUUGGGUCGAGUUUCAAAAAGACUACGCGGAGGGAAAGGGGUUGGAAAAGGUCUUCAAACACUAUGAGAACGAGUUCCAAAGCAUCAUCUACCGCCGAUUCAAGUACCUGUACUCGACCAACGAAGGAUGGAAACGGCAGGGUAACCCCCAAGACAGACGCGAGGAAGAGGAAAAGGAGAUCGUAAAAGAGCGGGCAGAUGAUCCAACGAAUAUUGUUGUUGUGAUACCGGAUCAUCGGGCACGGCGUCUUCAGCACCUCCUCAGCGAUCUUGUGGGGCUGCUGGAUGAAGAGUCGGGUAUGAGGUUCAAUCGUCCCGUGCGGAGAUGCGGUAUGGUAGUCAGCAGAAAAGCACUGGCUUAUGGAAGUGCGGAUAUAUUUGAGAAAGAUCCUGAACGGACUGACCACUAUCGCAUACCCUGCGACUGUCAGGACCCUGAUUCCGGCUGCAACAAGACACUGAAAGAUUUUAAACAUCGUCAACUGAAGGAUACCAGCGGGAAGGGCUUUGCGAGGAGGGAAACCUCUUACUGGGAGCCUCGGAAUCAGCCUCCGGUAUCUGAUGUAUCUGCCUUCCGGAUGAGGGUUACAAGCCCCGGAGAUAAGUGCUAG
Podospora anserina S mat+ is the source of this 615-nucleotide messenger RNA. RefSeq lists its product as uncharacterized. Bases 1 to 615 code for a protein of 204 amino acids. Lineage: Eukaryota; Fungi; Ascomycota; Sordariomycetes; Sordariales; Podosporaceae. The record is from RefSeq and is a predicted model, not a curated record. The transcript has a single exon.